UUUCGUUGCUUUUAAAAUUGUUAUACUAUCUCUCGGGUGGUUGGCAACGCUAAGCAACUGUCAGUUUUUCGCGGAACGUGUCUUGUUUUUUUUUCAGCCAUUCUCGUGCAUUUGUGCAAAUUGUGAAAUAUUUUCGUUUAUACUAGUAAGUUACUAGUAAAAUAAAUUCGGUUUAAGUUAAUAGCAAAACAUUUGAAAAAAAUUCAAUAAAAUCAAAAUGUCAACUUAUACUUGCAUAAAUUGCUGUGUAAAAUUCGCCUCAGCGGAUUUACAACGAGAUCAUUAUAAAACCGAUUGGCAUCGGUACAAUCUGAAACGUCGCGUAGCUGAGCUUCCACCUGUCAGCGCAGAAGCAUUUCAGGAUCGUGUACUCCGUCUGCGUCAGGAGAAGGCUACAGAGGAGGAGGAAAGCCAAAUGUGUUUCUACUGCAAUGCCUGUCGCAAGCAAUUUGGCAAUCAAAAAGCACACGAUAAUCAUUUAAACAGCAAAAAACACAAGGAUAAUUUAUUGCGUUUUGAAAAAGAACAUAAAGGGGGAGAAUUGGAGGUAACGAAAAAAAGUGUAGUCCCGCAAAAACCACAUCCUGCUCUAGCUGCUACAGCACAAGGCAAAGGAAGAUUUGCAUUGGAGAAACAAUUACAAAGAGAGCAAGAGGAAGAUGAAUAUGAAGAUAUGGAAGACGAUGGGGAAUAUGAAGUUGUCGAGGGUGAGGAGUGUGAACAGAUUGAUUCUGAUGAAUGGGAAAAGCUGCCCGAAAAUCCACUUAGCGAAAAAGAUUGUCUCUUCUGUACGCAUACCAGCGAAGAUAUGGUUGAAAACUUAAAGCAUAUGUCCACUGCACAUUCCUUUUUCAUACCAGACACAGAAUUUUGUACCGACUUGGAAGGGCUACUGAACUAUUUGGGCGAAAAAGUGGCAAAUUACUUUAUAUGCUUGUGGUGCAAUGAUCGUGGUAAGACAUUCUACUCACUGGAUGCGGUGCGAAAACACAUGGUAGACAAAGGUCACUGUCAAAUGUUACACGAGGGUCUAGCAUUAGCUGAAUAUGCAGAUUACUAUGAUUACAGUUCCAGUUAUCCGGAUCAUGCAGAAGGCAUGGAUGUCGAUGAGGAAGUUGUGCCCGAUCUACUUGAUGGUGAUGAAUAUCAGUUAGUCCUACCUUCUGGUGCUGUAAUUGGCCAUCGUUCGCUCCUGCGCUAUUAUAAACAACGCCUUAAUCCGAGCCGAGCGCUUGUGCCCAAAAAGUCAGAUCGUCGCCUGCAUAAGGUGCUCAGCGAAUAUCGUGCAUUGGGUUGGAGCAAUAUGCAACAGCAAGCAGCCGCUAGAAAAGCGCGCGAUUUGCAUCUAAUGAAACGAGUGCAGGCUAAGUGGCAAAUGAAACUUGGUUGCCGUGCGAACAAAUUGCAGACGCAUUAUCGCGCGCAAGUUAUGUUCUAAA
Messenger RNA from Ceratitis capitata (Mediterranean fruit fly), 1439 nucleotides. Its product is annotated as zinc finger protein 622. Bases 218 to 1438 code for a protein of 406 amino acids. Gene Ontology annotation, cellular component: preribosome, large subunit precursor. The record is from RefSeq and is a predicted model, not a curated record. The transcript is spliced from 3 exons. Gene Ontology annotation, biological process: ribosomal large subunit biogenesis. Gene Ontology annotation, molecular function: nucleic acid binding; zinc ion binding. Lineage: Eukaryota; Metazoa; Arthropoda; Insecta; Diptera; Tephritidae.